Molecule: messenger RNA, 578 nt
Organism: Delphinapterus leucas (beluga whale)
Lineage: Eukaryota; Metazoa; Chordata; Mammalia; Artiodactyla; Monodontidae
Source: RefSeq, a predicted model, not a curated record
UCCAGGCCCCUGUCCAAGGCUUUGAGACAGACGUGGGGAACAUGACCACUGUGCACAUUACAUAUCCCGAGAUAGACAGCCCUCAGGAUCCUGGCGCCCAGCUGCUGCUGCUUCCUCUGAAUUCAUCUGGUCUGAAGUGGGUCAUGGAGGUCUCAGUGAUCAGCCUCAGCUUCCUCCAGUAUGUCCAGCAGAGAUGGCUGGGAAAAAACGAUCACUUUCCAUCCUUGGGGUUCAUAGCUCUGUUGUACGCCUUGCACGCCUGUGACCAGGUAUCCUUAUUUAGUUUGCGGACAGACCGGCUCAGCAGGUGGUCCCAUUACUGGGAUGAAGAAUAUUGGUUCAAGAGCAACAUGCACAGUUUUAAAGAAGAGCAACAGGUCAUUCUUAAGCUGCAGUGUGAGGGGAAGGUUGUUAUUUACAACUGAGAUGGUCCCCAGCCUAUUCAGCCCACUGGAGGCCCCAGGAGGCUGACAGGUAGUCAAGGGGACCUUGGAGUGUCAGAGAGGGACUGGGGCUUCAAACACACCCUGGAUGAAGGUCACUCUGCUACUGAAUAAAACCCUACAUUGUGGCAUUAA